Neoarthrinium moseri is the source of this 870-nucleotide messenger RNA. RefSeq lists its product as uncharacterized. Gene Ontology annotation, molecular function: protein binding. The transcript has 2 exons. The record is from RefSeq and is a predicted model, not a curated record. The coding region runs from base 1 to 870 and encodes 289 amino acids. NCBI's taxonomy places the organism in Eukaryota, Fungi, Ascomycota, Sordariomycetes, Amphisphaeriales, Apiosporaceae.
AUGGCGCCAGUCGCGUCGACAAGGACCGCACGCGGCCUCUCACAGCGGGAGCUGAGGUACCUAAGGCGCUCGGCCGCCAAGUGCGACUCGAUGAGGGCAGUGCUCCAUAUCUCGGAGCUGCUCGAGUCCAUCCUUCUCCUCGUGGACUUGCGGACAAUCCUCACCUCUGCGCAGCGGGUCAGCCGCUCGUGGCAUGAUUUGAUCACCAGGUCGCCGGCGCUGCAGACGGCGCUGUUCCUCCGGCGCGAUGACCGCCCGGGGUUGGGCAGCCGGCCGACCCGGAACCCUUUCCUAGUCGACUUGUUCCCGUCUCUACGGGAGGAGGAUGGCAUAACAGCGCCAGCGCCCGAAGACUCGGGGAACUUGCCAUCUGCCUCAAAGGUUGAUAUCUUCACGCGCCCCAACGCUUCGUGGAGACGCAUGCUAGUACAGCAAUGUCCGGCGGCCUACAUACUGGGCAGGUGGCGCACUACGCUGAACCCGGAUUCAAUGCACCAGUCUGGAGAGCUAUACCUUUACGAGGAUGGGAUGCGGAUGGAGCAUAUCUACGGCGAGUCAGCGCAGAGGGUGGAAGGCUGCAGCUACCUCAACUGGGGUGGAGGUUUGUUCACCAAGGGCCGCACGCCGACCCCAGAUGUGCCAUCAGAGUUUCUGCAGGCACUCCCGGUGUCAAGCGCAAAACAUAAUGAGCUGUUGGAUAUGGCCGAUAUCGUGCACGAACUUUUGCCCUCCUUCGGCUGCGUCGACUUUGAAGAAUAUUUGACACCUUGGCGAUGUUCCGGCUGGGAGGGUUCUAGAAACGAAAGAGACAUUGACAUAGGGGUCAAAAUCUUAGAGUGGUCAGGAGAUAUCGACCACGAUGAUCUGUGA